Molecule: messenger RNA, 2982 nt
Organism: Symphalangus syndactylus (siamang)
Lineage: Eukaryota; Metazoa; Chordata; Mammalia; Primates; Hylobatidae
Gene: RMND5B
Product: required for meiotic nuclear division 5 homolog B
Biological process (GO): proteasome-mediated ubiquitin-dependent protein catabolic process
Cellular component (GO): cytoplasm; nucleus; GID complex
Molecular function (GO): ubiquitin protein ligase activity; protein binding
Source: RefSeq, a predicted model, not a curated record
CCAGGAUGGUCUUGAUCUCCUGACCUCAUGAUCCACUCGCCUCGGCCUCCCAAAGUGUUGGGAUUACAGGUGUGAGCCACCGCGCCCAGCCCCAAUCAACAAAUGUUUACUGAGCAUCUACCACGGACCAGGCCCUAGUCUGGGCACUGAGGGGGAGAAAGGACAAGACUACAUUCCAGCCAUUGAGCAGCUCACAGACCAAUGGAGGAGGCCAACGUGGACAGGCUGUUACUGUGCUGCAGUAGUUGAGGACUCAGAUGGGUGUGGUAUGGCCACUCUUGCCAGGUUAUGAAGCAGAAAAAGAGGCAGGGAGAUUUCACUGAGGGCUCAAGGGGAGGUGAUAAUUUAACUACAGCUUACGUACUCUAUACAAAGAAGUGCAGAGAGCACUCUAAACAUGGGAACAACUUGUGCAAAGGAAGCAAAUACAUAAUUGCAAAGGGUUUAUAUGUCAACCGUGGUAGUGUUGGGCAAAAGGUAACAGGAUCUGGUGUGUGUUUUGGAGGGUCAUCCUGGUGGAUAAUUUCUGUAUAUGUGAGACCUUGGGGAGGAAGGCGUAGGACCAGUGGACAUGAAAUUUCAAUCAUCAGUACUUCUAUUAAUCAUGAAGUUUGUCAAAGACAAACACAAUUCCUUGCGCCUGGUGAAGAUGACUGACUAUGAUUCAGGCAGAGUGGCUUGCUCUGGACAGACUGAAUUAACCUCCUGCAUUUUUUGGAUAGAAUACCCACAAACAGUUCUGUUUUCUCAGUUCAUUUAUUUUAUUUUUAAAAAUUUGGCCGGGUGAUUUGGCUCACACCUGUAAUCCCGGUGAUUUGGGAGGCCAAGGCAGGUGGAUCACUUGAGGCUAGGAGUUCGAGACCAGCCUGGCCAAAACGGCGAAACCCCGUCUUUACUAAAAAUACAAAAAUGAAAAAAAAAAAAAAAAAGAGCCAGGUGUGGUGGCGCACCUGUAAUCCCAGCUACUUGGGAGACCAAGGCAUGAGAAUUGCUUGAACCCGGGAGGUGGAGGUUGCCAGUGAACCAGGAUAGCACCACUGUACUCUGGCCUGGGCAACAGAGCGAGACCGUCUCCAAAAAAAAAAAUUACUGAGUUAAUCACACUCCUCAGUUCAUGAAACAUUUAACUGGUCCACGCAGGGCCUUUUUCUCCUUUGUAUUUAUAUUCCCUUUUGUCCCUAUUCUCCCGUUUCUUCUUACCACAGGAAACCAUUCUGAUGUGUUUGGUGUAUAUCUUCUUUUUGUUUUUUUGUUUUUCUGAGACAGGGUCUCGCUCUGAUGCUCAGGCUGGAAUGCAGUGGCAUAAUCAUGGCUGACUACAGCCUUGACCUCCUGGGCUCAAGCAAUCCUCUGUCCCACCUCAGCCUUCUGAGUAGCUGGGACCACAGGCGUGUGCCACCAUGCCCAGCCCUCCAGGGGACCCCUCUCUCAGCCACCCUCUCUCUGGUGAUGUCACAGUGCUGCCGGAAGAUCAAAGAUACGGUGCAGAAACUGGCUUCGGACCAUAAGGACAUUCACAGCAGUGUAUCCCGAGUGGGCAAAGCCAUUGACAGGAACUUCGACUCUGAGAUCUGUGGUGUUGUGUCAGAUGCGGUGUGGGAUGCACGGGAACACCAGCAGCAGAUCCUGCAGAUGGCCAUCGUGGAACACCUGUACCAGCAGGGCAUGCUCAGCGUGGCCGAGGAGCUGUGCCAGGAAUCAACGCUGAAUGUGGACUUGGAUUUCAAGCAGCCUUUCCUAGAGUUGAAUCGAAUCCUGGAAGCCCUGCACGAACAAGACCUGGGUCCUGCGUUGGAAUGGGCCGUCUCCCACAGGCAGCGCCUGCUGGAACUCAACAGCUCCCUGGAGUUCAAGCUGCACCGAAUGCACUUCAUCCGCCUCCUGGCAGGAGGCCCCGAGAAGCAGCUGGAGGCCCUCAGCUAUGCUCGGCACUUCCAGCCCUUUGCUCGGCUGCACCAGCGGGAGAUCCAGGUGAUGAUGGGCAGCCUGGUGUACCUGCGGCUGGGCUUGGAGAAGUCACCCUACUGCCACCUGCUGGACAACAGCCACUGGGCAGAGAUCUGUGAGACCUUUACCCGGGACGCCUGUUCCCUGCUGGGGCUUUCUGUGGAGUCCCCCCUUAGCGUCAGCUUUGCCUCUGGCUGUGUGGCGCUGCCUGUGUUGAUGAACAUCAAGGCUGUGAUCGAGCAGAGGCAGUGCACUGGGGUCUGGAGUCACAAGGACGAGUUACCGAUUGAGAUUGAACUAGGCAUGAAGUGCUGGUACCACUCCGUGUUCGCUUGCCCCAUCCUCCGCCAGCAGACGUCAGAUUCCAACCCUCCCAUCAAGCUCAUCUGCGGCCACGUUAUCUCCCGAGAUGCACUCAAUAAGCUCAUUAAUGGAGGAAAGCUGAAGUGUCCCUACUGUCCCAUGGAGCAGAACCCGGCAGAUGGGAAACGCAUCAUAUUCUGAUUCCUACCUGGAAGGAAUUUUGUUGAAAGGGGUUUUCACCUGUCAGCCUUGGUCUGUCUCAGUAGGGUGGUCAGCUUCAGUGGACUAUGGUUGGUUUCAGAGCGCCUGGCUGAGGAGUUCCGCUGAGGGGAGGGCUGGAGCAGCCCUUUGGCAGAGGCUGAGGAGGGAGAUGGACCAGCCCACACCUGGCAGCUGGCUCCAUGGCAUAAGGAAAGGGAGAUGCUGGCCUCUGUGCUCCUGCUGUCUCUUCCUGUUUCUGUUUGCCUUUGACUUAGCAACUGACAGAGUGGCAAGGGACUUGGUCUUCAGCAGUAGACAUCCUUCCACCCCUGCCCUCAGCCAAGUCUCUUGCUGCCAUGCCAAUGCUAUGUCCACCCUUGCCCCUCGGCCCAAGGGUGUCCAGCGGUGGCCCACCUCUUCCUCCCACUACAGCCUCAACAGUAUGUACCAUCUCCCACUGUAAAUAGUCCCAGUUAGAACGGAAUGCCGUUGUUUUAUAACUUUGAACAAAUAUAUUUGCUGCCCUUCUCA